AUGUCCCAAAUAAAAGAUCAUAUACAAGCAGCAAAGCACAGUCAAGAGAUAUCAACUUCGUCAAAAUCGUUACCAUCUGAUUCCUCUGAUUCCCCAAAUUCUAUUUCAUCCAAAUCUGUGCCAAUUACGUCUACUACGACUACUACUACUUUGAAUAGUCAGUCAAAAAGGCGUCAUAGAAGAUUGUCUUCUUUAUCUGAAUAUACUGAUCCAUUUUCUGAUGCUGAAGUAUAUUAUGGUCCAGUAACUGAUCCAAGAAAAAAGAAUGAUUAUACUACAGGUACCUUUCAUGGUACCACUCUCAACGAUAGUAACUCAGCUAGUAAUGCCUUUGGCUCCAAUCUUAUGAGUGAUCUCACUGCUACGAAUGAAAAUCGCAUGACUGAUAAAUCAACCCCUCGGAGAUUGAAUAGAACAAGAACUAUGAGUGUUUUUGACAAUGUAUCUGAUUUUAAAAAAGAAUUGGUAAAUGAUUACCAUUUAAAGAGACGUGGUUCUGAAGAUGAUACAUAUUCAUCUAGUAAAGGAAACAGAAAAUUUUUCAUUGAAGACGUUGAUAAAAUCUUGGAAGAAUUACUGCGUAACGAAGAUACUGAUAAAAAUUAUCAAAUCACUAUUGAAGACACAGGACCAAAAGUUUUAAAAUUGGGUACAGCAAACUCGUUUGGUUACAGACAUGUUAACGUCAGAGGAACCUAUAUGUUAUCUAAUCUUUUACAAGAAUUAACUAUAGCCAAAAGCUUUGGAAAACACCAAAUUUUUCUAGAUGAAGCAAGAAUUAAUGAAAAUCCCGUGAAUAGAUUAUCAAGGCUUAUAUCAAAUCAGUUUUGGAACAGUUUAACUAGAAGAAUAGAUUUAUUCAAUAUAGGUGACAUUGCUGCAGACACCAAAAUUGAUACACCAGAAGCAAAAAAUCCAAGAAUUUAUGUCCCACAUAAUUGUCCAGACCAGUACGAAUUUUUUGUCCAAGCAUCUCAGCUGAAUCCCUCAAUGAAGCUGGAAGUGGAGUAUUUGCCAAAAAAAGUGACACCAGAAUAUGUCAAAUCUCUAAAUAGAACUCCAGGAUUGUUAGCACUAGCCAUGGAGGAACAUGUUAAUCCAUCUACAGGUGAAAAGUCUUUAAUAGGAUAUCCGUAUGCUGUACCUGGAGGCCGAUUCAAUGAACUAUACGGAUGGGAUUCCUAUUUAAUGGCAUUAGGGUUACUAGAAAGUAAUAAAAUCGAUGUUGCAAAAGGCAUGGUGGAACAUUUUAUAUUUGAAAUUCAACAUUAUGGUAAAAUUUUAAACGCCAAUAGAAGUUAUUAUCUAUGUAGAUCACAACCUCCCUUUUUAACUGAUAUGGCAUUGAAAGUAUUUGAAAAACUUGGUGGUAGUAGCAAUCCCAAUGCUAUAGAUUUAUUGAAAAGGGCAUUUAUUGCAGCAAUAAAAGAAUAUAAAACUGUUUGGACAGCUGAACCAAGAUUGGAUCCUGUAACAAAAUUAUCAUGUUACCACCCUGAUGGUAUCGGUAUUCCACCUGAAACUGAACCGGAUCAUUUUGAUACUAUAUUAUUCCCCUAUGCCAAAAAAUAUAAUUGUUCUUUACAAGAGAUUAGAGACAUGUACAACAAUGGGCAAAUUAAUGAACUAGCUCUUGAUGAAUUUUUCUUACAUGACAGAGCAGUUAGAGAGUCAGGACAUGAUACAACAUAUAGAUUUGGAGGUGUUUGUGCCUAUCUUGCUACAAUUGAUUUGAAUUCCUUGUUAUAUAAAUAUGAGAUCGACAUUGCAGAUGUAAUUAAAAACUAUUUUGAUAAUAAGUUUGUUGAUCCACAUGAUGGUUCCAUAUCUACAUCGGAAGAUUGGUUAGAUUUGGCUAAAAAAAGAAAAAAUAGAAUCAAUAAGUACAUGUGGGAUGAAGAAUCUGGUUUCUUUUUUGAUUACAACGUGAAAACAAAAAAGAGAACUUCGUAUGAAUCUGCAACAACAUUCUGGUCUUUGUGGGCUGGGCUUGCAACUCAGAAGCAAGCUUCAUUAAUGGUCGAAAAAGCCCUUCCCAAACUAGAAAUGCUCGGUGGUAUUGUUGCCUGUACUGAAAGCUCAAGAGGUCCUAUUUCCAUAAAUAGGCCUAUAAGACAAUGGGAUUAUCCAUUUGGAUGGGCUCCACAUCAGAUAUUGGCUUGGGAAGGAUUAUCAAAAUAUAGUUUCAGAGAUGUUGCUACACGCUUGGCUUAUAGGUGGCUAUAUAUGAUGACAAAAGCCUUUGUUGACUAUAAUGGUAUUGUAGUGGAGAAAUACGACGUAACAAGAGGUACUGAUCCACAUCGUGUUGAGGCAGAAUAUGGUAAUCAAGGUGCAGACUUUAAAGGUGUGGCCAAAGAAGGUUUUGGAUGGGUUAAUACAAGUUAUUUACUAGGAUUGAAAUAUAUGAAUAGUCAUGCUAGAAGGGCUUUGGGAGCCUGUAUUCCUCCCCAACCAUUCUUUAAGAGUUUAAAACCAAGUGAGAAAUCUGCUUAUGGUCUAUAA
This is a messenger RNA of Arxiozyma heterogenica, 2505 nucleotides long. Its product is annotated as alpha,alpha-trehalase. The coding region runs from base 1 to 2505 and encodes 834 amino acids. The transcript has a single exon. Gene Ontology annotation, cellular component: cytoplasm. Gene Ontology annotation, molecular function: alpha,alpha-trehalase activity; calcium ion binding. The record is from RefSeq and is a predicted model, not a curated record. Lineage: Eukaryota; Fungi; Ascomycota; Saccharomycetes; Saccharomycetales; Saccharomycetaceae. Gene Ontology annotation, biological process: trehalose catabolic process.